AUGCUCUGGAGCUCUCUUCCAUUCAUCACCUUGCUUUGCGCCCCGGGCGUAUUAGGUGCUCCAGGAUAUUCUGCCCAAAAGUCCAAAUAUGUCGAUUGGAGGGGUUUCAAGGCCAACGGAGUCAAUCUCGGAGGCUGGCUAGUUCAAGAAUCGACAAUUGACACCACUUGGUGGGGCACCUAUUCUGGAGGAGCGGGUGAUGAAUGGGGUCUUUGCAAGAAUCUUGGUUCUCGCUGCGGGCCUGUGUUAGAGGAGCGAUAUGCCUCUUGGAUUACCACCUCUGAUAUCGAUAAGAUUGCUGCGUCCGGGUUGACACUUCUACGCAUCCCAACAACAUACGCUGCGUGGAUUCAUUACCCGGGUUCUCACCUCUAUUCCGGCAAGCAAACAACAUAUCUCAAGGAAAUCACGACACACGCGAUCAAGAAGCAUGGAAUGCAUAUCAUUCUUGAUGUUCACGGCUUACCUGGGGGUAUAAAUGGGCUGGACAUUGGUGAGGCUAGUGGUCAUUGGGGAUGGUUCUAUAAUGAAACCAACUUUGAAUACUCUAUGAAGGUGGUUGAUGCUGUGUUAUCCUUCAUCCAGGAGUCCGGCCACCCAGAGCAUUUCACAUACGAGCCAAUGAAUGAGCCUGCCGACAAUCGCGACUUGUCCGUGUUCGGUACCCCAGCUGCUUUAUCUGAUUCGGGUGCGGCAUGGGUCGUGAAAUUCAUCAAAGCCGUUAUUAGUCGCGUCGCCUCCGUCAACCGCAAUAUCCCGGUCAUGUUCCAGGGUAGCUUCAAGAGUGAAGAAUAUUGGUCGGCAAAUUUUUCCAAGCACGAUAAUCUUGUGUUCGACAAGCACGACUAUUUCUUCGAAGGUCGCAACACCACCUCCCGCAACCUACCAUCCUAUAUCUGCACGGACGUCAAAUUGGUCCCCGGCGACGGUAAAUUCCCAGUGUUCGUUGGAGAAUGGGCAAUCGAAACUCUAUACAACAACAGUUUCGCUCUACGUGAGCGUAACCUUAACGUGGGACUGGCUGCUUAUCACAAAUUUGCCCGUGGUUCGUCAUACUGGACCUGGAAAUUCUCUGGAAAUGCUACGGUCGGAGGGGAGGGCACAAAGGCCGAUUAUUGGAACUUUGAAGAGUAUGUCGAUCGAGGAUAUUACCAUCCCAAGGCUAGCGACAUCGCAUUUUGCGAUUAA
This is a messenger RNA of Penicillium waksmanii, 1188 nucleotides long. RefSeq lists its product as uncharacterized. Gene Ontology annotation, cellular component: cell surface; extracellular region. The record is from RefSeq and is a predicted model, not a curated record. Lineage: Eukaryota; Fungi; Ascomycota; Eurotiomycetes; Eurotiales; Aspergillaceae. Bases 1 to 1188 code for a protein of 395 amino acids. Gene Ontology annotation, biological process: glucan catabolic process. The transcript has a single exon. Gene Ontology annotation, molecular function: glucan exo-1,3-beta-glucosidase activity.